AUGGGCAAUAUUGAGGAGAUGCUCAAGAAACUUAUGGAUGAGAAUCAGAAUCAUGCUACAACCAUUCUAAAUUUAGAGCGACAAAUGGGGCAACUUGCCAGUGCUCAAAAUAAUCGGCCAGUUGGGGCUCUUCCUAGUGAUACUGAGCCUAUUCCUAAAGCUCAAGGCAAUGCGGUUAUCUUGAGAAAUGGAAGAGUAUUAGAAGAGGUUCCAAAUAAAAAGAAGUAUACGGCUAAUCUUGAAGGAAAAUUAGGUCUCAAGCCAGUUGGGGAGAAUGAGAAAGAGAGCGAAAGAUCAAAGCUAGUAAUUGUGACAAGGCCACCACCUCCGUUUCCACAAAGACUGCAGAAGCAAAAAGAUGAUGCUAAGUAUAAGAAGUUCUUAGAUAUUUUGAGCCAAGUGCGUGUGAAUUUGCCUUUGGUGGAAAUUUUGCAGAAUGCUAGAGUUCAGUGUAAACUUCCUCCUAAGUUGAAAGAUCCUGGGAGUUUCACAAUUCCUCUGUCUCUUGGGAAACAAGAAGUUGAAAUUAUUUUUCAAACACAAAGUGAUAACAUAAAUUUUAUGUCAUCAUCUUUGUUCAAGAAACAAGGAUUGGGGGUCCUUAGACCGACUACAAUCACUUUACAGUUGGUUGAUAGGUCACUAGUGGUGCCAGAAGGAAUUAUUGAGUAUGUGUUAGUUCAAGUGGGAAAGUUUAUUCUUCCUGCUGAUUUUAUUAUUCUUGAUUACGAGGAAUAA
Nicotiana attenuata is the source of this 738-nucleotide messenger RNA. RefSeq lists its product as uncharacterized. Lineage: Eukaryota; Viridiplantae; Streptophyta; Magnoliopsida; Solanales; Solanaceae. The transcript is spliced from 3 exons. The coding region runs from base 1 to 738 and encodes 245 amino acids. The record is from RefSeq and is a predicted model, not a curated record.